AUUAUUUCGAUUCCAUCCUCUCCUCCUCAUAUGUGCUAGGGUUUAAGCAGCACCUACGAACAACGCAGUCGGAUUCCUGUUCCCGGUUGAGAUUUGCCUGCGUAAUCGUAUCUCCGGCUUGCAAAAAUGGCGCGAAACGAGGAAAAAGCUCAGUCGAUGCUCAACAGAUUCAUCACCAUGAAAGAGUCGGAGAAGAAGAAGCCCAAGGAGCGGCGUCCGUACCUGGCCUCGGAGUGUCGCGAUCUGGCUGAGGCCGACAAGUGGAGGCAACAGAUCAUGCGAGAGAUCGGUCGGAAAGUCGCCGAGAUCCAGAACGAAGGGCUGGGAGAGCACCGGCUCAGGGAUCUGAACGACGAGAUCAACAAGCUCAUACGCGAGAAAUCGCAUUGGGAGCGACGCAUCGUUGAGCUUGGAGGUCCGAAUUACACGAAACACGCGCCGAAGAUGACGGACCUCGAAGGGAACAUCGUCGACGUCCCGAACCCUAGCGGCCGUGGGCCUGGGUAUCGGUAUUUCGGCGCGGCGAAAAAGCUUCCCGGAGUGAGGGAGCUAUUCGACAAGCCGCCAGAGCUGAGGAAGCGGAGAACGAGGUACGAUAUAUACAAGAGGAUCGACGCGAGCUAUUAUGGGUAUAGAGAUGAUGAAGAUGGGAUACUGGAGAAGUUAGAGAAGAAGGCGGAGGAGGAGAUGAGGCGGAGAGCGGUGGAUGAGUGGAGGAGAGUGGAGGAGGUGAGGAGGGAAGCGAGGAAGGGAGCGACGGAGGUUGUGAGCGUGGGUGCGGCCGUGGCGAAGGAAGUGUUGUUCGAGGAGGAGGAGGAAGUGGUGGAGGAAGAGAGGAGGAGAGAGAGGGAGAGAGAGGAGAAGGAGAAGCAGAGUGAGUUCGUGGUUCAUGUUCCAUUGCCGGACGAGAAGGAGAUCGAGAGGAUGGUGUUGGAGAAGAAGAAGAUGGAGUUGCUGAGUAAGUACGCCAGUGAAGAUUUGGUGGAGCAGCAGACUGAAGCCAAAGCCAUGCUCAAUAUCCAGAGAUAAGAGAGAGAUGACAGCAUUCUGACUGGUCACUAACGAGGUUGUCUGAAUUCCAUGGUAAAGUAUCUUUGAGCUUGUUUGAUACUUGGCAUUAGGCAGAGUAGCUGGUACUCAGUUGUGUCCGAGAAAUAGUGAAUUGCUCUGAAUUUAUGCAUCGAUCGAUCAUAUGUUGUGCGUAGAAAGGUUGCUAUAAUUUGAUUCGUAUGGACAACAACUGUGGUUUUCGUGUUGCUUGGUCUUUCAUUGGUCAAUAAAAUGCGUUAGCUUUGGUACUA
Molecule: messenger RNA, 1301 nt
Organism: Tarenaya hassleriana
Lineage: Eukaryota; Viridiplantae; Streptophyta; Magnoliopsida; Brassicales; Cleomaceae
Product: pre-mRNA-splicing factor ISY1 homolog
Exons: 1
Coding region: 127-1029 (300 amino acids)
Biological process (GO): generation of catalytic spliceosome for second transesterification step; mRNA 3'-splice site recognition
Cellular component (GO): catalytic step 2 spliceosome; post-mRNA release spliceosomal complex; Prp19 complex
Source: RefSeq, a predicted model, not a curated record